AUUUUUUUUUUAUUUUUUAUUAACACGACGUUAUGCUGAUGUUUAUCCAAUGCAGUAAAUAGAUCGAACCCGUUGGACCGAUCGGGAGGGAAACAGAGAAGGGCAAAAACGUAAAUAGAGGAAAACUCCGAGCCGAGACUCAGUGACUCGGUAUAAAUAUGGUUGUCUGAGUGAGGAGCGAGUUUACUCGUUUUUCAUCUUUAAUCGUGGAACGGGAAAAGAGCCCAAAAAACGGAAGACUCUCCAAAACGCCAGUCUCUUCACUUUCCACUUCCUUCUUCUUCUUCUUCUUCUUCUUCUUCUCUCUCAUGGCGUCGGAUGAGAGCUUGACGAUGGUUUCUUCCUCUAUGUUAGACGAGGACUACGAAGACACGGAUGAUGGGUUGCAGUACCAGACCCGGAACAGCAGCUUAUCGAGGCUGUCCGUGUGCACAAGCUCCCUCCUGGACGAAAACGACGACGCCGAGGCGAGUAAUCCAUCGGAAUUGGGAAUAUUCAUGUCGGGUUUGUCCCUGGAGAGUUUCGACGGAUCCGACGCCGAUGGAGAGGUCUCGGACGUGGACAAAGGAGGGGGGAGGGAACACGACGGGUCGUCGGAUUCCGACAAGGAGCCAGGGUUUUACUCUCUCCCGUCGACACCGCCUCACCGGAGAAGAAAACUUCCGAAGGCGGAAGGGUCGGAGGCGAGGGAGAAGGAAGGAAGUAAGAGUAAUAUGAGGAGAGAGAGGAGGGGGGCGAGGGAGAAGAGGACGUCGUGGAUGGUGAAGGAAAGGGGAAAUCAGUACAAGAGAAACAGGGCGGGAGAGAGGGAGGGGGUGAUGGUGAGAGGGGGGGGGUGA
This is a messenger RNA of Tarenaya hassleriana, 839 nucleotides long. RefSeq lists its product as uncharacterized. The transcript is spliced from 2 exons. The coding region runs from base 309 to 839 and encodes 176 amino acids. The record is from RefSeq and is a predicted model, not a curated record. Lineage: Eukaryota; Viridiplantae; Streptophyta; Magnoliopsida; Brassicales; Cleomaceae.